Volvox carteri f. nagariensis is the source of this 723-nucleotide messenger RNA. RefSeq lists its product as uncharacterized. Bases 1 to 723 code for a protein of 240 amino acids. NCBI's taxonomy places the organism in Eukaryota, Viridiplantae, Chlorophyta, Chlorophyceae, Chlamydomonadales, Volvocaceae. The transcript has 5 exons. The record is from RefSeq and is a predicted model, not a curated record.
AUGAAGAGAGGCAAGAUAGCCAUGUUACCACACGAGCUAUGCACAGGGUCACGCGGCAACGUGGCCACACGGCCCCAUUUCGGUGUUUUUGAAUUAGCACUGGGCCGUGCACGUGCAGCUGAGUGGAGAACCAAGCCGUUGGUAAGCGGCUUGACAUGCACCCACUCUAGCCAGGAGCGAUUGCUAGCCGGCGAAUGGCGACAACAGCAACAGGCCCUGGUUCCGGAGCUUGUGUUGCUGUGUGCCACCUACGCCCCGCCACGGCUUCCGGCGCUUGCACCGGCGGCGGCGGCAAUGGCGGCAGAUCCCGGUUUGCCGCCGCCGCCGGGGAAACUGUAUACACCUCGGCCGACUGGGGCCGCGGCCGCCGCUGCAGAGUCGCUGCUGCCGGCGCUGCAUCGCCGGGUGCGGCCGCAACCGCCACCGUCACGUGCGCUGUGUGGCCCGGCUGCCGCCUGUGCCUCGGCGGGUGCUGCAUCACUGGCACUUUUGCCGGCAGAGGUAGUUUCGGAGCAAGACACUUUGACGGCAUGCCUUCCAGAGCUGCUGCAUGCGCGCAUCCGACCAAUUGUCGUACAGCGUCACGUGCAGAGCCUGGAGGAGGGCCCUAUACGGCCGUACACAGGCCCAGGGGUGGCGCAGUACGGCGUGACUUGCAAUGGCAACAGCAAUGGCAACGGCUCGGCAGCUGGUGUUAAGAGGUUCAAGCUAUUGUGGCAAUGA